Molecule: messenger RNA, 752 nt
Organism: Corapipo altera (White-ruffed manakin)
Lineage: Eukaryota; Metazoa; Chordata; Aves; Passeriformes; Pipridae
Product: centromere protein S-like
Exons: 5
Coding region: 63-491 (142 amino acids)
Biological process (GO): replication fork processing; resolution of meiotic recombination intermediates
Cellular component (GO): FANCM-MHF complex; Fanconi anaemia nuclear complex
Molecular function (GO): chromatin binding; protein heterodimerization activity
Source: RefSeq, a predicted model, not a curated record
ACCCAACAUGGCGGCGGCGCGGCCCCGCCCCGCGCGCUGGGCGGGAAACUCUGAGGGGCGCGAUGGCGGCGGCGGCGGCGGGCGGCGAGGAGCGGCUGCUGCUCACACAGAGGCUGAAGGCGGCGGUUCACUACACGGUCGGGUGCCUGUGCCAGGAGGUGGAGGAGGACAAGGACAUACGGUUCAGCAAACAGAGCAUCGCGGCCAUCUCGGAGAUCACCUUCCGACAGUGCGAAACCUUUGCAAGAGACCUUGAAAUGUUUGCAAGGCAUGCAAAACGAAGCACAAUCAAUACAGAAGAUGUGAAGCUUUUGGCUAGAAGGAGCAGUUCUUUGCUAAAAUAUAUCACCCAGAAGAGUGAUGAGCUUGCAUCAAGUAACUUGGAGCAAAAGGAGAAGAAGAAAAAGAAGUCCAGUGCAGCCAAGGGAGAGAGAACUCCUGGGGAAAAAGAAGCAGCUGUGACUGAAAAUGAAGAUUCCAACAUGUCAUGAUCUACCUUUCAAGUGAUGUCUGAGGUCAGCUUCUCUUAGUAUCCUAGAGAAACCAGAAUUAGCCUAUGUAAGAUUCCUCUUGCAGGUUUAACACCAGUAAGGAAUCUUUAGGUUUUUAGGUGAACACGAUGAUUUUUAUUGUUCCAAAAAUGCAAGGUCUGUGAGAAUUCAGUAAAGCUUAUGCCCAAAAUGCCCUAAUUGCUCACAAAAGGUAUCUGUUACUAAAAUUAAACUCAUUUAAAUAAAGAGUUUAAAGCAGAA